GCUGUCAUUGACCGCGCUUCCUCUCUGUAUUGGCGGUCGGUUAUGGCGUUUGGCUGCGGAUGGUUCCUGGAACUGAGGUGGAAGCUGGUGUCAGUGUUGUGAUCUUGCUGUUGAGUCUCACAAGGAGUUUUACGCCUGACCUGGCCCGUGUUUUGUUUAUGGUUUGGAUGCGCUGAGAUAAUAUGGCCACCAUGGAGAAGCUAAUGAGGGCGUUUGAAUCUCUCAAGUCUUUCCAGCAGCAGCAAGUGCCGGCGGCGCCGGUGGUGGUAGAGGAACCGGUGCAGAAACUGAAAAAAGAACCUUCAACUAACAAGAAAGAUCGUGUAAAUCAUUGUCUGACAAUAUGUGAGAAUAUUGUUGCUCAAUCACUGAGGAGCUCACCUGAAUUUCAGAAAUUGGUAGGUAUUGCCAUGGAGCUGUUCCUGCUGUGCAGUGAUGAUGCAGAGUCUGAUGUCAGGAUGGUUGCUGAUGAAUGCCUCAAUAAAGUGGUGAAAGCUUUAAUGGAUUCUAAUCUCCCAAGACUACAGCUGGAACUUUAUAAGGAAAUCAAAAAAAAUGGAGCACCACGAAGCUUGAGGGCUGCUCUCUGGAGGUUUGCUGAACUUGCCCAUCUUGUGCGUCCCCAGAAGUGCAGACCGUACUUGGUAAACUUACUGCCAUGCCUCACAAGAAUUAGUAAACGACAUGAAGAGUCUGUACAAGAAACGCUUGCUGCUGCUGUUCCAAAAAUCAUGGCUGCCUUUGGUAACUUUGCAAAUGACAAUGAAAUAAAGGUUCUACUAAAAGCAUUUAUAGCAAAUCUGAAAUCUAACUCUCCCACUAUCCGUCGAACAGCAGCUGGUUCUGCUGUAAGCAUAUGUCAGCAUUCUCGAAGAACUCAGUAUUUCUACACGUGGCUUCUAAAUGUACUAUUAGGGCUCCUUGUUCCUGUGGAGGAUGAACACCCAACAUUGUUAAUACUAGGAGUUUUAUUGACACUACGGUACUUAAUACCAUUAUUACAGCAGCAGGUGAAAGAUACAAGUCUGAAAGGCAGCUUUGGAGUCACAAAGAAAGAAGCUGAAAUUUCACCUUCAGUCGAACAGUUAAUACAGAUUUAUGAACUGACAUUACAUUACACCCAACAUCGGGAUCAUAACGUAGUGACUGGUGCUCUAGAGUUACUGCAGCAGAUUUUCAGGACUCCCCCUCUUGAGCUGCUUCAUGCACUGACCACAAAUGGGGGAAUAGAGCAGGUCAGCAUUUCUAGAGAUGAGUCAUGUACCAGGAGUCGCAGUGGAAGCAUUGUGGAAUUAAUAGCUGGUGGGAGUUCUACCUGCAGUCCUAUUCUUUCAAGGAAACAGAAAGGGAAAAUACAUUUAGGUGAAGAAGAAGGACUGGAGGAUGACUCAGAAGUGAAACCAGAAAGCACUACAACACCUUUGGCAGCUGGUGUUAAAAAUGAAGCAGCAGCUGAUGGUUCUACAUCCUCUGGUGGUUCUGCUCCAGUGUCAGGCACAACUCCAGACUCUGCCGUUCAUGACAUCAUCACAGAGCAACCACGUUCACAACACACUUUGCAGUCAGACUCGGUAGAUCUUAGCAGCUCAGACUUGCCAAGCACUGUAGCAGAAGGGGAUGAGGAGGACGUUUUAAGUUGCAGUUCCAGCCAGAUCAGCACUGUUCAAUCUGAUGCAAACAUAGACUUGAAUGAGGGAACCACCCAGGCUUCCUCACCAGUGAGUGAUAGCUCACAAACCACCACAGAAGGUCCAGAUUCUGCUGUGACGCCUUCGGACAGUUCUGAAAUUGUAAUAGAUGGUGCUGAUAGUCAAUACUCCGGGAUGCAAAUCGGGCAGCUUCAAGAUGAGGAAGACGAAGGAACAAUUCUUCACCAGGAGGAGACAGCGGAACAUUUUAUAAACACUGCUCUUGGACUAAAUUCAAGCCAUCUUCUAAAAACGAUGGGCCAUAGCAGACAGUCGUCAGAUAGUAGUGUGGACCAUUUUAUAGCCAAAGAAGAAGCUGUAGAGCCAGGAGAGCUGGAAAAUAAGCCUUCCAGGAUAAAAGGGGACAUUGGGCAUUACACAGAUCGCAAUGCUGCACCACUUACACACUGUGUUCGGCUCUUAUCCGCUUCCUUUUUGCUCACUGGACAGAAAAAUGCUUUGGUUCCUGACAGAGAUGUACGAGUUAGUGUGAAAGCAUUGGCUGUCAGUUGCGUUGGAGCAGCUGUGGCUUUGUAUCCUGAAGCUUUCUUUAACAAACUAUACAAGCUUCCAACAGAAAGCGUGGAAUCUCAAGAUAUGCAGUAUCUCUCAGAUAUUCUGAAUUACAUUAACCACGGGGACCCCCAGAUUAGAGGAGCUACAGCUAUUCUCUGUGGAACCAUUGUUUUUUCCAUUCUCCAUAAAUCGAGAUUUGAUGCUGCACAUUGGCUGGCCAUUGUAAGAAACUGCACAGGAAAUACUUUUUCUAUGGAAGACUGUGUUCCUUUGUUGCAAAAGUCAUUGAAAGAUGAAUCCUCUGUCACAUGCAAGCUGGCUUGUGUGGCUGUUCGGCACUGUAUAAUGAGUUUAUGUUGUAGCACGUUCAGUGAAUUAGGACUACAAUUAUUGAUUGAUCUUCUCACACUGAAGAACAGCUCUUACUGGCUUGUGAGAACAGAGCUUUUGGAAACCCUGGCAGAAAUUGAUUUCAGGUUAGUCAAUUUUUUGGAAGGAAGAGCGGAGAAUAUACAUAGAGGCGUUCAUCACUAUACUGGGUUGUUAAAGCUCCAGGAUCGUGUACUGAACAGUGUGAUUAUCAGUCUUCUUGGAGAUGAAGAUGCCAGAGUGAGACAUGUAGCAGCAGCAUCAUUAGUUAGACUUUUACCAAGAUUGUUUUACAAUUGUGAUCAAGGACAAGCUGAUCCUGUUGUAGCAGUAGCAAGAGACCAAAGCAGCGUAUAUCUGAAACUUCUCAUGCACGAAACUCCCUCUCCUUCCCACUUUGCCAUCAGCACAAUCACCAGAAUUUACAGAGGAUACAACAUAUUGCAAAGUCCAACAGAUGUUAGCUUGGAAAAUAACCUCUCCAAGGUUAUCACUGCCGUUUCCCAUGCAUUGACAACUGCAACCACAAGAGCACUCAUGUUUGGUUGCUGUGAGGCUCUGUGUUUGCUGUCUACAGCAUAUCCAGCGUGCACGUGGAGCGUGGGAUGGCAUUGUGGUUAUGUUAUAUCCUCUAAUCUACAAACUUCACGGAUCCAAGUUUAUAAAAACAGAGGUCGCUCCUUCAGUAUUUCUCAGCAAAGUCCUUCUGAGGAGCAACGGAAAAGCUGCACUGCUGGAAUGACAAAUAUGAUCCUGUCACUGCUCUCGUCUGCGUGGUUUCCCUUAGAUCUCUCUGCACAUCAAGAUGCUUUAGUUCUUGCAGGAAAUUUACUUGCAGCUACAGCUCCUAAGUCAUUGAAAAGCCCCUGGACAACAGAGGAGGAAAUCAAUCAAGCAACCAAUAAACAAGAGGAACCUUGGCCUGCCUUGGGUGACCGAUCAUUGGUUACAAUGGUCGAACAACUCUUCAUUCAUUUAUUGAAGGCUAUUAACAUUUGUGCUCAUGUGAUUGAUGAUGUUCCUCCUGGUCCAGUCAUAAAGACAACACUGCCUUCUCUUACAAACCCUCCAUCUUUAAGUCCAAUUCGCCGUAAGGGAAAGGAGAGGGAUGCAGCAGAGCAAACAACCGUACCAAUGAGCCCAAAGAAAGCCAGUGAUGCCACUCCAGUGUCUCGCCAAACAGAUGCCUCAGGUCCCACCCAAACAAGCAAAUCCUUAGGCAGUUUCUACCAUCUUCCAUCAUAUCUUAAAUUGUAUGAUGUGUUAAAAGCUACGUAUGCAAACUAUAAGGUUACUUUGGACCUUCAGAAUACCAGUGAAAAGUUUGGGAGUUUUCUGCGGUCUGCUUUGGAUGUUCUGUCACAGAUUUUAGAGCUUGCUACACUUCAGGAUAUAGCCAAGUGUGUUGAAGAAAUACUAGGAUAUCUAAAAUCAUGUUUCAGCAGAGAACCUGUGAUGUCCACUGUUUGUGUUCAGCAGUUACUGAAAACACUGUUUGGGACUAAUCUGGCAUCCCAAUUUGAGGCCUUAUCGUCAAACCCCAGUAAAACGCAAGGAAAAGCUCAGCGUUUGGGCUCAUCUAAUCUCCGGCCUGGCUUGUACCAUUACUGCUUCAUGGCACCAUACACACAUUUCACACAAGCCCUGGCAGAUGCAAGUUUGAGAAACAUGGUACAAGCUGAACAAGAGCAGGAUACUUCAGGGUGGUUUGAUGUAAUACAAAGAGUUUCUUCACAGUUGAAAAGUAGCAUAACCAGUGUUACCAAACAUCGAGCAGACAAGAAUGCCAUCCAUAAUCACAUACGCUUGUUUGAGCCGUUGGUUAUCAAAGCUUUGAAGCAGUAUACUACCACUACUUCGGUCCAGCUACAAAGACAGGUUCUUGAUCUUUUAGCUCAGCUUGUUCAACUUCGUGUUAAUUAUUGCCUGCUCGAUUCAGACCAGGUGUUUAUUGGAUUUGUAUUAAAGCAAUUUGAAUACAUUGAAGUAGGCCAAUUCAGGGAGUCAGAAACCAUCAUUCCCAAUGUUUUUUUCUUCUUGGUGUUGCUGUCAUAUGAACGAUACCAUUCCAAGCAGAUCAUUGGGAUUCCUAAAAUAAUCCAGCUGUGUGAUGGCAUCAUGGCCAGUGGGAGAAAAGCAGUUACACAUGCAAUACCAGCUCUUCAGCCGAUUGUUCAUGACCUGUUUGUUCUAAGGGGUACCAACAAAGCAGAUGCUGGCAAAGAACUUGAAACUCAGAAAGAGGUUGUUGUAUCAAUGCUUCUUAGACUAAUUCAGUACCACCAGGUUCUGGAGAUGUUCAUAUUGGUACUGCAGCAGUGUCACAAAGAGAAUGAAGAUAAGUGGAAAAGACUAUCCCGACAGAUUGCAGACGUUGUUCUUCCAAUGCUCUCUAGACAACACAUGCACAUAGACUCUCAUGAGGCUCUUGGAGUAUUGAACACUUUGUUUGAAAUAUUGGCUCCCUCUGCUUUGCGUCCCGUAGACAUGUUGCUGAGGAGUAUGUUUGUUGUUCCUUGCACUAUGGCUUCAGUGAACACUGUCCAGCUAUGGAUAUCUGGGAUUUUGGCAAUUCUUAGAGUUCUGAUCUCUCAGUCCACUGAAGAUAUUGUAUUGUCUCGAAUCCAAGAGUUAUCCUUGUCACCUAUGCAUCUCAGUUGUCAGAUUAUUAAUAAACUCAGGGUUGGAGAUAAUAAUAAUCUAGUUCCAGAAGAAACUGUCGACCAAAACCAGGCUAAACCACUCCCAGAGGAAACCUUUUCAAGGUUUCUCCUGCAACUGGUCGGAAUUCUUUUGGAAGAAAUAGUAUACAAGGAGCUCAAAGUGGAUUUGAGUGAGCAACAGCACACUUUUUACUGUCAGCAACUUGGUACCUUGCUUAUGUGUUUGAUUCAUAUCUUCAAAUCUGGGACAUUCAGAAGAAUCACUAAUGCAGCAACAAGACUGUUUAAAGGGGACGGUAAUAACGGCAGCUUUUAUACCUUGGAGAGCCUAAGUGAACUUGUUGAAUCUAUGUUUUCCACUCACCCAUCCCUUGUGCUUCUCUGGUGUCAGCUCCUACUUCUUAUUGACUACACAAAUUACAAUUGGUGGUCAGAAGUGCAUCAAACUGUCAAGAGAAACAACCUGUCAAGCACCAAAUUGCUGCUUAGCCCUCAAAUGUCAACAGACAGUGAAGAUGCAUACACAAGUACGGAGUCUAAACUGGGCAUGUGUAAUCGAGAAAUCGUCAGAAGGGGAGCUCUUGUUCUUUUUUGUGAUUAUGUGUGUCAGAACCUACAUGAUUCUGAACAUUUGACAUGGCUGAUAGUCAAUCAUGUUCAAGAUCUUAUUAAUCUUUCCCAUGAACCUCCAGUGCAAGACUUUAUUAGUGCAAUACAUAGGAAUUCUGCUGCAAGUGGCCUUUUCAUACAAGCCAUUCAGUCACGCUGUGAAAAUCUAUCAACACCAACAUCUCUGAAGAAGACUUUGCAGUGCUUAGAAGGAAUCCACCUCAGCCAGUCAGGUGCCGUGCUGAUGUUAUAUAUAGAUAAACUACUUCGUACUCCCUUCCGUGUGCUGGCUCGCAUGGUAGACACAUUAGCCUGUCGUCGUGUGGAAAUGCUCUUAGCUGCUACACAACAGAGCAUAGUUUCACAAUUACCAAUAGAAGAACUGGACAGAAUGCAGGAGUUUUUACAGAACAGUGGAUUAGCACAAAGACACCAAAGACUUUAUUCUCUGCUGGACAGAUUUAGGGGAACCGUGGCGCCAGAUACAGUUAGCCCUUUACCCUUGAUGACUUCUCACCCGCUGGACGGGGAAAAUCAAGCACCAUUAGAAACACUGGAUCCUGAUAAAGACUGGUAUGUGUCGCUGGUUCGAUCACAAUGCUAUACACACUCAGACUCUGCACUGCUGGAAGGAGCAGAACUGGUGAAUAGAAUUCCACACACAGAACGUCAUUCCUUUAUGAACAGCAAGAGUUUCAACUUAAGUCUGCUUGCACCUUGCUUAGCGUUGAGCUUGGAACAGAUUGCCGGAGAGCAGGGUAUCACCUUCUUUGAAACUACACACUCGCUGAUUCUAGAUCUUAUUUCCCAAAGUGUACGGCAGCUACCGGACAGCCAUCAGGUUCUGCGGCCUCUGCAGCAGGUUGAGAGCUCUGCUUACUGGGACAAGUUGAGCAACGUCUUCGGGGAUGCUACAGUGUACCGUUCUCUAGUCACUCUGUGCCGGGCAAUAUCUCAGUACCUGCUUGCACUGCAUAAGCUACCUCCUGGUUUUCACAUCCAGCGAAACAAAGAAGAAGACUUUGUGAAGUUUGUGGUACUCUCAGUUGAGGCAGUGACAUGGCAUUUUGUACAUGACCAAAUCCCACUGAGUGUUGAUCUCCAAGCUGUCCUUGACUGUUGCUGCUUAGCUCUUCAGCAGCCGAAUCUGUGGAACUUGCUGGCUUCUGCCGAGUUUGUAACGCAGGCCUGUUCUCUGAUAACUUGUAUUCGCUUCAUUAUUGAGGCAGUUGCAGUGGAACCUGGUGACCAGCUUCUGAAUCCAGAAAGGAAGCAAAACAGCUCUCCUAAGGACCCAGGAGGGGAUGAAAUUGAUUUGAGGCUUUCAGGUCUGGAAACUUGGUUGGUCCCCCAAAUCUGGGGGGGAAUUUGGAACUUCACUUCCUGAAAUCCCUGUAGAAUUCCUACAAGAAAAAGAAGUUCUUAGAGAGUUCAUCUACCGCAUCAAUACAUUAGGAUGGACCAAUCGCACUCAAUUUGAGGAGACGUGGGCAACACUCUUAGGAGUUCUGGUAACUCAACCUAUCGUAAUGGACCAAGAAGAAAGUCAGCAGGAGGAAGACACAGAAAGAACGCAGAUUAAUGUAUUAGCAGUACAAGCUAUCACGUCGCUGGUGCUCAGCGCAAUGACGAUUCCUGUUGCAGGAAAUCCCGCGAUUAGUUCUCUAGAGCAACAGCCGCGAAACAAGACAUUAAAAGCGCUUGAUACAAGAUUUGGUAGGAAAUUAAGUGUUGUAAGAGGAAUUGUGGAGCAGGAAAUUCAAGCUAUGGUGUCAAAGAGGGAUAAUAUCGCAACUCAUCAUGCCUAUCAAGCAUGGGACCCUGUUCCUCUGUUGUCUGCUCCAACAACAGGUGCUCUGAUAAGCCAUGAAAAACUCCUGCUGCAGAUCAAUACAGAGCGAGAAAUUGGAAGUAUGAGCUAUAAAUUAGGGCAGGUUUCCAUUCAUUCUGUAUGGCUUGGAAAUAAUAUCACACCCCUGAGAGAAGAGGAGAUUGAUGAAGAUGAAGAAGAUGAAAAUGAUACUCCUGCCCCUUCUUCACCCCCUAUUUCUCCAAUAAACUCAAGGAAGCAUCGUGCCGGGGUUGAUAUACACUCCUGUUCCCAGUUUUUGCUCGAGUUGUACAGCCAGUGGAUUCUACCCACAAACACAGGGAAGAAGACUCCAGUUAUCCUUAUAAGUGAAGUGGUGAGAUCGCUGUUAGCAGUGUCAGAUUUAUUCACCGAGAGAAAUCAGUUUGAGACUAUGUACACUACUUUAACAGAACUACAGAAACAGCACCCUCCUGAGGAUGAAAUUCUCAAUCAAUAUCUUGUGCCAGCAAUCUGCAAAGCAGCUGCCGUGCUAGGAAUGGAUAAAGCCAUUGCAGAACCUAUUAGCCGUCUGUUGGAGACAACACUGCGCAGUACUCAUAUGCCAAGCCGCAUUGGUGCUCUACAUGGCAUUCUUUAUGUCCUGGAGUGUGACUUGCUGGAUGAAACAGCAAAACAGCUCAUUCCAAUUAUUACAGACUACCUGCUUUCUAAUCUUCGAGGAAUAGCACACUGUGUGAAUCUUCAUAACCAACAGCAUGUGCUGCUAUUGUGCGCAGCAGCUUUCUAUCUGAUUGAGAACUAUCCAUUGGAUGUAGGACCCGAGUUCACAGCAGGCAUUAUACAGAUGUGCGGCGUGAUGGUCUCUGGAAGUGAGGAGUCAACACCAUCUGUGAUCUACCACUGUGUUCUGAGAGGACUAGAACGUCUCCUCCUGUCUGAGCAGCUCUCCCGACUAGAUGGCGAGGCUUUAGUUAAACUGAGUGUUGACAGAGUUAAUAUGCACAGCCCCCACAGGGCAAUGACAGCACUAGGAUUAAUGCUAACGUGCAUGUACACAGGCAAAGAGAAGAUGAGUCCUGGUCGUUCCGUUGAGCCUUCCGCAGCAGCUCCAGACAAUGAAUCGGUUAUUGUAGCUAUGGAGCGGGUAUCUGUACUGUUUGAUAGGAUCAGAAAAGGUUUUCCGUUUGAAGCUAGAGUUGUGGCAAAGAUCCUUCCUCAGUUUUUGGACGAUUUCUUCCCUCCACAAGAUGUAAUGAAUAAAGUAAUUGGAGAGUUCUUAUCCAACCAGCAGCCCUACCCACAAUUCAUGGCAACUGUAGUUUACAAGGUCUUUCAGACGUUGCAUGCAACUGGACAGUCCUCUAUGGUACGUGACUGGGUGAUGCUGUCUCUUUCAAACUUCACUCAACGAACACCGGUUGCUAUGGCAAUGUGGAGCCUUUCCUGCUUUUUUGUCAGUGCUUCCACAAGCAAGUGGAUCUCCGCAAUUCUUCCACAUGUAAUUAGCCGAAUGGGAAAAUCAGAGCCAGUAGACGUCAACCUAUUUUGUCUGGUGGCCUUAGACUUUUACAGACAUCAGAUAGAUGAAGAACUGGACCGAAGAGCCUUCCAGUCUGUAUUUGAGCUGGUGGCAUCUCCUGGAAGCCCCUAUCACCGUCUGCUGAUAUGUUUGCAGAAUGUUCACAAGAUUGCAGUUUGUUAGGCAGAUUGUUGGUGAGGCUUGUUUCCCAAUCAGACUCAUUGUCAGUUCUGAAGACAUGAGUGAUCGGUAAAUAAUCCUCAUCAUCCAUAGUCGUAUGCACAUUCUGCACUGAAUGUCACUUCUUGUAAAUAACAAGUUCUGAUUGCUACUAGAAUUAUUAAAGUGAAUGUAAAUGUCAUGUUCUAAACUUUUAAAUGGUUUGUGGUAGGGACUUUAACAACACAAAUCCACACUACAAAAAAAAGAUACACAGAACGCCAGUCCAGCAGUCAGCUCAGUAGUUUUUACUUUCCAAGGAUAUUUUGUAAUGGUUUAAAUCCACAUACAUUAAACCGAUGGUUUAACAUUUAUAACAAUUAAGUCUUACACUCAAGUUCUGCCUCAUAAAUGGUGGGCAAGACCAAGUAUAGUGGUUCUGUUUGCCUUUUUUGAACGCAAUAAAUUAAUUUAAGGACAAGAAGAAUCAAAAUGUUAUGUUGUUUGACGUCUUGCUGGACUUUGAUAAUACCUUUUGAGUUAUAUGCUUUGAUGGUGUGGAAAUAUUUGUGCAUAUUGCAGCACUUCGGUAAUCUUCUUCUCUCUGUGACAAAAUUUGGGUAUUGGAAUAAAUUGUUUUAACUUAUAUUUCUAUAACCUGUAAAAUAUGUAUAAUUGUAAAACCUAUAGUGCAUGAUAAUCUGUAAUUUCAAAUGAACAGUCACUUUGCUUAAUGUCAUUUCAUUCUUUUUUUUUUUUUUUUUUUUUUUCUUUUUGUUCAUUUUCAUAAAAUUUUACAUUCAACGUUAAUUAUAUCCUUCAUUAAAUCACUAUUUUAUUUUUUGUGAAACUGGAGGGUAAUAAAUUUUAAGGUGCAAUGAAGUUUCCAAUUAUUAAAGCAGAGGACCUUAUCUUGUAAACUUUCUAAAGAUUGUAAUCUGUUUUUAUUCUAGAAUUUGAAAUGUGUGGGGUUUUUGUGUUUUGACUAAUGAUGAAGCUGAGCCGUAGUUACCAUAGUGUACGUGAAAUAAAUUCCAUUUUUUUAUUUUAUUUUAUUCCGUUUCUGUCAGCCCAUGACUCUUGUUGUAAUCACUAGCUUCAGUUAUAGGUGUACACUGUAAAACCUGAAGGAUAUGUUCAAUCUUACCAGACCAAUAGUAAAACAUGUUGUUAAUGCUCUAAAAAGUAUAGUUUUCAAUACAGUUCUGUAAACAUAUACACAAAUCUCACUGGUCCCUCUAAUGGACUUGGUUUGUAAUGCACACAAAAUAUACUCUCUAAAACUUCCCGAAAUUAAGCCUUUACUUUAGAGUGUUGUAAUUUGUUUCACAGCUUAUACUGGUGCACCACAACAUGGCAAAAUAUGUCUGUCUCACACAGGAACAGUAACAACAUAUGGACAACACAUGCUACAAACACCUAAAUAUGAUCUCUUACGUGUUUUAAUGGUGUUUUGAGUGCACUACUAUUAUGGUUUUAACAUUAGAUUAUACAUUAAAGAGGCACAAACAGAUCGAUUGGAUCAGCAUCCUUGCAGAAUAAUUGGUCAUGCUCUAAUAUUUAUCUUUGCCUCAUUUAUAUCAUCAGAAAUAAAGCUAAUGUAUGCAUUUCUUCUUUACUUUUCAUCUUUCUAAAAUGAAAAUAAAAGUUGUUCUUUCUCUUAAAAUCUAUGUAAUUACCUUAUGCUGCAAACUCAUAAUUUCAGAAAUUCAUGUUGACUUUUCACGGAAACAAUAUAAUGUAACUAAAUACUC
This is a messenger RNA of Bombina bombina (fire-bellied toad), 11090 nucleotides long. It is a transcript of the gene HTT, whose product is annotated as huntingtin. Gene Ontology annotation, cellular component: nucleus; cytoplasm. The record is from RefSeq and is a predicted model, not a curated record. Lineage: Eukaryota; Metazoa; Chordata; Amphibia; Anura; Bombinatoridae.